UAAUCUAAAAGAUUAGCAUUCUUUAAAACAAAUUUCGUGAAAAUAAGUAAUACAGAAAAGUGAUAGUGUUACCUACAGUUUUAAACGCACGUGCUCAUAUCUUGGGUUUAUCCAGUCUGUAGUUUAUCAUAUUACGAUUGGCUACUCUAGGAAAACAACACGAUGGGGUGCGUACAGAGCUCUGAAACUGCACAGUCACUCGACUUGGGAGUCGUUCAUAGAGGAUCAUCUCACUCGUCAGGAGGUCGGCGGAUUAGGAAGGUGUGGGCAGAAAUGGCGGAAAGUGAGGCUACUGAACGUUCUAUUGCUUUACUGAAAGAAUCUCUUCAACACCUCGAAGAAACAUACGAGGAAGGUGCAACACAUAUAUUCGUUGUUCUAGGUGCCUCUGGAGACCUUGCCAAGAAAAAAAUCUAUCCAACAUUAUGGUCAUUGUAUCGAGACGGUCUGAUUCCCAAGAAAACGAUUUUUGUUGGUUAUGCACGUUCCAAGCUAACUGUUGACGACAUCAGGAAUAAAGCUGAGCCAUAUUUAAAGGUAAAAGAUGAAGAAAAAGAGCAAGUAAAUAAUUUUUUCAAAAUGAAUCAUUAUGUUAGUGGCUCAUAUGAUAAGCCAGAAGAUUUUCAACAGUUGAAUGAGGAAAUCAGUAAAUUUGAGUUGGCCAAUCACUGCAACAGGCUAUUCUACCUCGCAUUACCACCAAAUGUUUUUCAGUCAUCAACUAGUAACAUCAAAGCUCACUGCAUGGCCAAAAAGGGUUGGACAAGAACUAUUAUUGAAAAACCAUUUGGACGAGAUGCUGAAAGUUCAGCAGAACUGUCCAAUCAUCUUAGUUCUAUGUUUAAAGAGGAAGAGCUUUAUCGGAUUGACCAUUAUCUAGGCAAAGAAAUGGUACAGAAUCUUAUGGCUCUAAGGUUUGGAAAUAGAAUCUUUGGUCCAACAUGGAACAGAGAACAUAUUUCUUGUGUGAUGGUGUCCUUUAAGGAGCCAUUUGGAACACAGGGACGUGGUGGAUACUUUGAUAACUUUGGCAUCAUUAGGGAUGUGAUGCAAAAUCACCUACUUCAGAUGCUGAGCUUGGUUGCCAUGGAAAAACCUGUGUCUACUGUAGCAGAGGACAUCAGAGAUGAGAAGGUAAAGGUUCUGAGGUGCAUGCCAGAGGUCAAACUCGAAGAUACAGUCUUAGGUCAGUAUGUUGGGGAUCCUAAUGGAGAAGGAGAAGCAAAAGAGGGUUAUCUAGAUGAUCCUACUGUCCCUAAGGGCUCUAAAACUGCAACAUAUGCUUUGGCUACAUGUUAUGUCAACAAUGAAAGAUGGGAAGGAGUGCCUUUCUUUCUUCGUUGUGGAAAAGCCUUAAAUGAGCGGAAAGCUGAAGUUCGUAUACAGUAUCGAGAUGUUCCGGGAGAUAUCUUCCAUGGAGAGAGCAAGAGGAAUGAGCUGGUCAUCAGAGUACAACCAGGCGAAGCUGUGUAUAUUAAAAUGAUGAGUAAAACACCAGGAAUGUCCUUUGAUAUUGAGGAAACUGAGCUUGAUUUGACCUAUGGCAGUCGAUACAAGGGAAGAAAGGAAAAGGAGGAUGAAUGGAAAAAAAACAAUAUAUCAUUCUACCCAAGUCAGGAAGGAGUGUCAGGGAAGAAGAUAAUUGGUCCCAGUGGUAAAGUGUGGGAGAAGGCCAAGAAAAGAGUGAGAGGGACAGCUUAA
This is a messenger RNA of Limulus polyphemus (Atlantic horseshoe crab), 1701 nucleotides long. RefSeq names its product glucose-6-phosphate 1-dehydrogenase-like. Gene Ontology annotation, molecular function: glucose-6-phosphate dehydrogenase activity; NADP binding. The transcript is spliced from 10 exons. Gene Ontology annotation, biological process: pentose-phosphate shunt, oxidative branch; glucose metabolic process. The record is from RefSeq and is a predicted model, not a curated record. Gene Ontology annotation, cellular component: cytosol. The coding region runs from base 163 to 1701 and encodes 512 amino acids. Lineage: Eukaryota; Metazoa; Arthropoda; Merostomata; Xiphosura; Limulidae.